Messenger RNA from Exophiala mesophila, 1021 nucleotides. RefSeq lists its product as uncharacterized. The transcript has 2 exons. Lineage: Eukaryota; Fungi; Ascomycota; Eurotiomycetes; Chaetothyriales; Herpotrichiellaceae. Gene Ontology annotation, biological process: chromosome segregation. Bases 132 to 965 code for a protein of 277 amino acids. The record is from RefSeq and is a predicted model, not a curated record. Gene Ontology annotation, cellular component: Ndc80 complex.
UUACAACCUCAUCGCGGACACAAUUUUAUUGUCGUACCAAAGAUUCAAAACUAGUUCCACUCGUCAGUUCGAAACAACCUCAUUCAGCAGCAGAACCAGAUCACAUAUACAACUGUAACAAUACCAUCACAAUGGCCACGACUCUCCCAGCAUCGUCCUUCUCGUUGAGCACAUCCUCCUUUCGCGCCUCUCAAUCGCAAAAUGCGCCGUUUUCCUACUCAGACAACCCUCUCACCCAGCUUCCGACCGUAGACUUCAACUUCGAAGACCUGCGCCGGCGCAUGGCCGAUUUCACCGUCAAAUUUGACGCGUUUAUCGAACAAGGCCGGAAACGAGUUCUACAGGAAAGAAAUGAAUUUCGAGCACGUCUGGGAGAACUAAGUGAGGAACAAAAAUCAACCAGUACACAGAUGGCGACAUUACAAUCCGCACUAUCAACACACGAACACAUCCUUGCACGUGAACAAGCCGAAAAGAAUGAAAUGCACGGUCAGAUCUCUAAACUCGAAGCCCAUCAAUCCAACCAGUCGGCCACACGCGAUCGACUCAAGAAUACGAUUGCUCAAACACAGCGACAAAUUGAAGUCAAAGUACAAGCUCAGAGAGAGUAUUCGCAAAAAAUGGACGGACAGAGUCGACUUAAUGGGCCGGAAUUGAACUUUUGGGAAACUUACCUGGGAUGUCGGAUUGAAGGGACUGGAGAUGAAAAUACAGUAAGGGUGGUGUUUGUGUUUCCACCGGCGAAAGGGACGAAGAGUGGGGGUGGGCAUGGGCAGGACAUAGAGGCCAUGUUGGAUUUGCAGAUUCCAGAGACUACGUCGGGGAAGUAUAGGGUGGUUGUGACGAAACCGAAGUUGGAUUCCUCGCAGGUGGGUAAAGUGGUGGAGAGAUUGAAUACGAGUAGAGAGAUUGGGACUUUGUUGAAGGGGAUGAGAGGGUUGUUUGUGGAGGCUUUGAAGGGAUGAUGAGGGAUGAGUUGGCUUGUUAGUUGAGUAUUGACCAAUAUAUCCAAUUGAGAUGA